AGAUCGAAAUCAUGGUGGUGGUGUUGGUGUGCACGUAUUGCGGAAUCCGGUCCGACUCCAAACUGACGUUACACAGAUUUCCCACAGACAUCGCAAGGUAACGUGAACAUAAGCGUGCGCAUAGUGUGUGCCAGGUUGAUCUAUCUAUAGAUUAUAAUUUAUUUAGUAAUUCAAUCUUUAAAUGUAUAUAUUUCAGCCAGAUUGCAAGGAACAUCUUGAUGUAUUCCUUAAAAAUUGUUUUUUUAGUUUCAGCUUUUAAAUUUCUUAUACAUACUCUACUUAUAUAUAACUCAGUGGCGUGACUAUAGUGUUAUUUAGUAGCGGAUUUUCAACAUUUUUCCGGGAGGAGUCCUAAAAAACCAUAUAUAUUUAUUUUAUACGAUAUUUUAUUAAAAUUGUAUCGGUUCUGGGGGUUUCAGAUCCCCUGAAUCCCCACCUCGUAAAUCCGCCAACAUCAUGGCCCAAAGUAUUUUUGGAUAUUUGAGGUUGAGUGGGUCUCAACUUCCUGGUGAAUGCAAAAAUUAAUUGUGAUAUUUAAUUAUUUGUUUUACCACGUCACUGUCCUAACUCUAUUUCUCCUACAGACUCCUCUAUAACGUUGAUAUUCCUUAAAAUAUUUAGAUUCAUUAUCUAUAUUCGGUGGUAUUGCAAAUGUGUUACCUGAAUACCCGUUGUAUUUUUAAGUUUAUAACGUAGGUACACUAUUUGUGCAGGUGUAACGAGUGGGCCAGGCUGAUCAAUCGUCUCGACCUGAUCGGUAAGCCGGAGUACAUGUGUCACGAGUUACAACGGCUUUGCAGUGAUCACUUCGGACCGGAAGAUUUCGACGAGUCGGGCUCACUCAAGGACGACGCCGUGCCAUCCAUAGUUGACUGUUACGAAGGACACGUCGAUGAAAUCCAAGAUGAUAAAAAACCGAGAACGGUGAAUGACGAGGAGAAGGAGCCGGACGCGGUUAAGGACGGAGAGGCCGUGAAGGACGUGAAGGACGACGGGGUGGACGUGAAGGACGACGGGGAGGAAACGACUAACGAGGCCUCCUUGGCGAAGGGCGAGGCGGUCGCCGGCCACAAACGUCUCAGUGCGAUUUUACGUGACGAACAAGAUGCAACGACCGAGGAAACCAGUUACUAUCACUUGGUACGGUUAAUGGAGAUACGCGCGAGACCGAACGGACAUGCCGUCAGAGAGCCGCGCGACCCGCGAAGUGGCUGA
This is a messenger RNA of Cinara cedri, 1215 nucleotides long. The record is from the annotation of a GenBank genome assembly. NCBI's taxonomy places the organism in Eukaryota, Metazoa, Arthropoda, Insecta, Hemiptera, Aphididae.